CGAUAAGGGAAGCACGUGCGUCGCUCUCCCGGUGAUUUCAACUUUACGAACUCGUCGCAUCGUUUUUCUCAACUUGUCUCUUUUUUUAUUUUUGUUUGUGGAUUUGUGUGAAGUGUUUUCUGAACGUGUUUUGAUUUUUUGGGGUUAGUGAAAGGCAAGGGGACAUGGAGACCGUCGUCCAAUAUUUACUCCUAGCUUUGGCUCUGACUUCAGUGCAAAUAUCCUACACUGAAAGCCGUCUAAAUGAAAAACGCAGGGAUAAAACUGAAAGGAGGUACCACGGUACACAAGUAAAAGAUAACAUAUGCGAGAUAACGAACAGAGAAUCUAAAAUCCAUUGCUAUUGUGAGAGUACCGACGUCAAAACAGCAACGAGGGCUGACUGUUGGGUUUUCAACGGAGGUAUUGAUGAAACAGAUCCGAUAUGGUCCACAUUCAACACUCAACCUUACUUGGAAAGGCUCACAUUCAACGUCCGAUCUGACGGAGCACUAAAAUUCAUACCCUUCCAUGUAAUCCAUCGCAUGAAACGACUACAAAAACUAUACAUACACUACGCCACACUAAACAAGAUUGAGAAGAGAACAUUCUCGAACAUAACCACAUUGAAAGAAAUAACUCUCAUGAACAACAAAAUAACCGAAUUGGACUUCUCAUCGUUCACGAAUCUCCCGUCGCUCGUAAACCUAACUAUAAAAGAGAAUAAAGUCACAGAAGUGCAGAGGGAUGUGUUCGUCGAUUUGCCGAGUCUCAAAUAUCUGGAUUUGUCCUUUAACAGUAUCAAUCUGGCGCACGACGGUUGUUUUGAACAUCUGACCGUACUAAACGACCUGAUUCUGGAGGCUAAUUCAAUUACGGUACUGACUAGAGACACAUUCAGGGGCUUAGCUAAUCUGACAAGAUUGGAUCUGCGGUCCAACAAGUUGUCAAUGCUGGGCGAUUUAACUUUCACAGAGCUGUGGAAUCUUAACGAGCUACUUUUGGAUAAUAACGAAUUGAAAUUUCUGUCUGAAAGGGCUUUUGAUGGUCUCGCUCUGUUACAGAAAUUAUCUAUGACAGGGAAUAAAUUGAAGUCUAUUAAUGAAGGGCUAUUAGAAGGUGUGCGCGGUCUUGAAUUAUUGGAUCUGAGGAACAAUGAGCUAGAACAUUUUAGUUACGACACAAUAAAGCCGAUAUUGGAAAAUUUGAAAAUGAAGAAUGCUGUGCUGUAUUUAAGUGGUAAUAAACUAAGUUGUGAUUGCCGUUUGUCGUGGAUACAAGUUUUGAGGAACGAGACAAAGAGUGAACCUCUAAGAAUGGCUUUGGAUAGCGUUACGUGUGCCAUGAGUGGUGAUGAUGCUAAUGGUGAAGAAGUUUCAUCCAACGACGUGAGCACUGCCUUUAAAGACAAUAAACCGGCCAAAUCUGAACAAUUAUACGAGAUAGAAUCCAAUGGAGAUGAACUGCAACAAGAUGCUAACGAUGAAGAAUUCUAUGAAGAUACAAGUACUUUCAAGUUUGAACCAACCGUUCAACCAGUAGUAGCUAAUCAGCUUAACAUUGUCAAUAUCCCUGUGGAAACCUUGCCUUGCCCACGUGAACUAACUAGAAGUGGUGAAGAUUCUCUAAUGCUCUCCUCCAAAGAUGAAAAUUACUGGCAAUCUGGUAAUAGCAUACGGAUCAUUCCAAAAUUAUUAUUAGUAUUUAUAUCAUUAUCAAUAAACUUAUUUAAUAUCUAAAUUAUAAUAUUACCAGUGUGAUGCUUAAUAUUACAUUAGUGCUGGAAUCGACGAAAAAGUUCAGGUAGCCUUGGAAAUAACAAAUGUUUUACAAAGAGAUAUCUCUUUACUGUUUCCAAAGUAGAUCGCGUAAUGGUUAUAGAACCGAUUAUCUUACGUCCUUUAGCGACGAUCUCUCCUUUAAUGGCCUAAUCAGAGACAAGAUUAUCACUGUACAUAUUUUUCCUAUUGUAUAGAAAAUUGGAAAUGAAAAGGCUAAGGUGUUUUGACUUUUGAUCCAUUACAAAUUAAAGGUGAUAACUUGAACUUUACCGCUUAUUUUAGCACUAAUAGCUUAUAAUUUUAUACUUCUUCUAAUUAUGCUUGAUUUUUAGAUAUUAAGAAAAAAGACUGGUUUAGAUAUUUAAUUAAAUUAUUUCUUAGUAAGUGUAAUUGAUGAAUCCAGUGUCGUAUUAUUAUAUCCAGUGCUAAAAAUUCUAUGAUAGAUCAAUACUGUCAAUAACAUGAACCUUUUCAGUAAUUCUGGCCUCGUUCCAGAUUGUCGAAAUCAUAUAAAAAGUAAUGGUUUUCUAAAUGUCCGACUUAGGUGUGAUUUCGACUACGUAGAAACUAUUUUUGUAAUCGAUAAAGUAGGUCCUGUUGCCCCUGACAAAGUUUGAGCCGUGUUAAAAUAUAAAGAAUUCCAUUACACUGAACAAGAAGCAUAAAUUGAACCCAACAGAUUUUCAGAAAUUAUAGUAGAGAUACUUACGUGACUAAAAGUUUUCGAGAUCGGCGGCUCUCUUAAGCUUAGAGCUUUUAGAUACAAACUUUUUGCUAAAGUUUUGAAAGAGACGUAUUCCAAAAGCAAAUAAUGGAAAAUAAAUCAUUUGAGUGCGAAGUUGCGAGUGAAAAUGUAUUGCUUUAUUAUGUUAAGAUUUCUGCUACGACUGAGGCUCGAGUGCGCUAUUUACAGUGAUUUGUCAUUCCGAUACCACUCAACUUGAAACGUGGGCUAGUCAUUGUGAAUACAAUUAUCAAUAUCUUCUGUAAUUUUCUUCUAUAUUUAUCUUAAAGCCAAUUAUUGUGACAUGAAAAUAGUAGAUUAAGUACCUGAUAUUGUACCAUUUUGAGUUAAUUUUAACACAAUUGUAAUAAUAUUAAUAUCAUUAUUUACCUACAUAACGUCAGAAAAGAGUGUUUAUAAGUUCUAAGGAAACGGAAGAUCAGCCAUAUUGAUUCGUUUUCCAUCCCUUGCAAACACAAAUCUUGCGUUGAAAUGUGAAAGAAGCAUUUAUUUAAACAGAUUUAUGCUCAACGCGGAAAUCGAAUGUUCAACAUAUAAUAUGUUUGCAUGUUAGAUUCAUGUCUCGGAAUUUUUAUGACUAAGUUCGCGAGAGAAAUCAAAUAAUGUAUUGUAUAGUAAUCUUAAAUCUUGUAAAUAUUUUGUAUUUAAGGAUUUGUAUAUGGUAACUAUAGAUGAGAAUGAUAUUAAUUAAAUUUUUGAGAUCAUGA
Messenger RNA from Spodoptera litura, 3212 nucleotides. RefSeq lists its product as uncharacterized. NCBI's taxonomy places the organism in Eukaryota, Metazoa, Arthropoda, Insecta, Lepidoptera, Noctuidae. The record is from RefSeq and is a predicted model, not a curated record. Gene Ontology annotation, molecular function: protein binding.